Molecule: messenger RNA, 1915 nt
Organism: Cucumis melo (muskmelon)
Lineage: Eukaryota; Viridiplantae; Streptophyta; Magnoliopsida; Cucurbitales; Cucurbitaceae
Product: DEAD-box ATP-dependent RNA helicase 58, chloroplastic
Exons: 10
Coding region: 387-1808 (473 amino acids)
Molecular function (GO): ATP binding; RNA binding; RNA helicase activity
Source: RefSeq, a predicted model, not a curated record
UAAAUUGAAAACUUGGGAAUGGUAUGUAUAUCCUGACAAAGAAUAUCAAAAAAGAGUUUCAAAUAGAGAACGCCACCAAUCUAAUUAGUGAAUGUAGAACUAUAUUACGCAACCUUUGAACAUUGUAAAGUAGGUCACAAAGUCAUCAACUUCAACCAAAUCUUACAGAAGAACUUUACUGAGAAAGAUUACCAUCUGAAUUUAAGAUUACAAACUUAGAGUUGGAAAGUAAUAUUAAUAAUAAUAAAAGAAAUAAAAACAAUGAUAAAAUUAACACUUCACAACCGGCGCCGGCGAUUUCUCUAAGCCCCAAUAGACUCUCUCGCCAUUUUCCCUUCCCCCCUUGUUGCACCCAUCCAAUACUGCGGGAGCUCAGUCCAAUUCCAAUGGCUGCAACCUUUCUUCCCACUACCAAAUUCCCUCCUCCUUGGCUGCUCCUCUCAUCUGAAAGGCCUUUUCCUGUUCAUUUAUCCUUUCAACUACCAAAUUUUAUCAAUACCAAUGGACCCAUCUACUCCACCUCAAAAUUUAGGCCUCUGCAAGCCCUUAUGAGCUCUUCUUCUCUAAAGAACGUAGCUGAGUCCAAUUUCGAGGGUUCCACUCUCCGGGAAAUCUGCAAUGGACGUGUUCCCGAGCAUAUACUGCGCAGAACUGAGGAAAUUGGAUUUGUUGCCCCAACUGAUGUGCAGAGGCAAGCUCUCCCGGUUUUGUUUUCGGGUCGGGAUUGUGUGCUUCAUGCGCAGACAGGUUCUGGAAAGACACUGACAUAUUUGCUAUUGAUAUUUUCUGUCAUCAACGCUCAUAAAUCAGCUGUUCAAGCAUUGAUUGUAGUACCCACACGGGAGUUAGGAAUGCAAGUUACAAAAGUUGCUAGGAUGUUAGCCGCCAAGCCUGCUGCAUCUGAAGAUGGGCUAAAUUCUUAUGUUGUCAUGGCUCUUUUAGAUGGAGGCUUGUUGAGAAGACACAAGACUUGGUUAAAGGCAGAUCCCCCUGAAAUACUGGUGGCGACUGUAGGGAGCUUGUGCCAAAUGGUAGAGAGACAGUUUCUUGACCUUGGUUCAUUGAAUGUGCUGGUAAUUGAUGAGGUUGAUUUCAUGUUUAGUUCCUCAAAGCAAGUUAGUUCCCUUAAAAAACUAUUGACGUCAUAUUCUUCAUUCAGUAACCGUCAGACUAUUUUUGCAAGUGCGUCAAUUCCACAGCAUAGGCAUUUUCUUCAAGAUUGUAUACAGCAGAAGUGGACCAAGAAUACUGUUAUUCAUAUUCAUAUUAACUCAACUCAGCCCAUGCCAUCAUGUUUACUUCACAGAUUUGUGACAUGCGAGAAGAACAAAAAGCAUCAAACCCUCCUGACCUUGUUACUAACAGAUAUUCCUCAGUCUGCGAUCAUUUUUGUCAGUGAGCAGUCAGAGAAGUCAAAAAAGGCCGGAAAGAUUCCACCAACAACCUUGAUGAUUGAUUUCUUGAAGGCCUCAUAUGGCGGUUGUUCUGACGUCAUUCUUCUUGAGGAAGAUGUGAAUUACAAUUUACGAGCAUCUUCCCUGUCGGAAGUGAGACAAGGAGGAUGUUAUCUUAUAGUAGCAACUGACAUAGUGGCCAGGGGAAUUGAUUUGCCUGAAACAACUCAUAUAUACAACUUCGAUCUGCCUCGAUGUGCUAUCGACUAUCUUCAUCGAGCUGGACGGACAGGUAGGAAACCAUUUUCCGAGGAGAAGUGUGUGGUUACUAACCUUAUAACAUCAGAAGAGAGGUUUGUUCUGCAAAAAUUUGAAAAUGAACUGCUGUUUAUCUGUGAGGAGGUGGCUGUUUAGACCAUGAAUCUCUAACUUCAACAUUUAUAUGAUGCCCGACCUAGGGUUGAAAUUUCAUGCUUAUACAAACACAUGAUUUUAAUUAUAAUAUCCAAUUCUUUCUUUUA